AUGACGGCCGCCAACACAGACACUGAGCUGCUGACAGAGCACUUUGGAUACCCCCCAGUUUCGCUCCUGGACGAGAUCAUCAACAGCAUCAACGUCAUCGCCGAGCGCGCCCUUGUUAGUGUCGAGCAGGGCCUCCUCAACGCACCAGCACAAUACCUCGGCUUUGGGAAGCCACCAAAUCCAGCAGCAAAUACCAAAUCGAAGAGGAGGGGCAGACAGAAGCCACCACCCGAGGAUGCAAAUCUCGACCUGUCCCCGGAGGCGAUCGAGCAGCGGCGACACGAUGAGAUUUCAAGUGGCACACACCAGCUCGAGACGCUGCUGUGUACGUCUAUCGAUCGCAACUUCGACAAGUUUGAGCUGUACGUGAUGCGUAAUAUCCUCUGUGUCAAGCCGGACGAUAGGGACUGGCUACGGCUGGGGCACUACGAAGGGUUGAACUUCGACAAUCUACCCACAAGUACAGCGGGGAGGGACAACAAAGAUGGCGGCGCCGACAGCAUGGAUGUGGACACACCAGACCGGCCGACAGUCGAGUCCGUCAACCGCCUGCGCCGCAGGCUACAGGCGUCCCAGAAGCUCAAUACCAUGAUGCACGCCGAGAAGGCGCGCAACGACGCGCUCCUCAGCGAGCUGCGGUCGCUGGUCGGCAGGGUCGGCGCGAAGGGACCUAGGACGUCCGGCGCGCCAGUCGUCGAGGGCGGCGCCGAACCACAAGCGGAAUCGGGAUCGAAACCGCCCUUUGCCUUCCUACACGAGCGCGGCGACCUCACCCUCGCCGACGCAAACACCCCGCUCACCACCACGACCGCCUUCUCCCUGUCGCAGCUGCAGGCGCUGCGCGCCUUGUCGACGUCGCUGUCGAAUAUACUGCCGAACCUGCAGGGCGGCAAUGGGGAAGGCGAUGGCGGCGCCGGCGGGCGGCGGACCUGGCGCAAGGAGCGCGUCGAGUAUGUCGAGGGCGCGGCGCGGAAACACCUUGAGAGCGUUAGGGGUCUGGAGUUGGGCAGGGAUGGGGAGGUGCGGGAUGGAGAGUGGCAGGGCGAGGGUAGGAGGUUUGCGGGCGGUGAGGUAGCGGCUCUCGAAGGGGUUGUAAAUGCGCUUGGUGGCUCUGGUGUCGGCGGGGGAGCUGACAAGAUGGAUGAGUAA
Diaporthe batatas is the source of this 1149-nucleotide messenger RNA. RefSeq lists its product as uncharacterized. The transcript has 2 exons. Gene Ontology annotation, cellular component: nucleus; chromosome, centromeric region. Bases 1 to 1149 code for a protein of 382 amino acids. Gene Ontology annotation, biological process: kinetochore assembly; mitotic cell cycle; protein localization to kinetochore. The record is from RefSeq and is a predicted model, not a curated record. Lineage: Eukaryota; Fungi; Ascomycota; Sordariomycetes; Diaporthales; Diaporthaceae.